UGGACGGCCAGCUUCUGCCUGUGCUGCUGCUGUUCCUGCUGGGGGCCUCAGGCCUACAGGGACAGGGACCUGAGAGACCCUCAGAGGAUCUCCUGGAGGAGACCCCUGGGGAGGAGGUCCCCAAGGAGGAUGGGGUCUUGGUGUUGGACCACCACACCCUGGGCCUGGCCCUGCAGGAGUACCCAGCCCUGCUGGUGGAGUUCUGUGAGUGUUUGGGCCAGUGGGUGGGGGGCCACAGGGACUACCCAGGGUCUCCAGCCCCAGCCCUGUGGACUAGGGGAUCUUCCCAGAGGCACUGUGCCCAGCACUCCAGCUUCCUAGGAGCACCCUAGGGCAGGGAGCUCUGGGAUGGAGUGUGGAGGGGUGGUGGUUAUGCGGGGAGGCCCAGGGGACAUGAGAACACCCUGUUUGGCCAUCUGUGCCCUCAGGCUGAUGUCCUGCCGCAGGGCCACUUCUCCAAGCUGCUGGUGUGGGUCUUUCUGCAGGCUCUCUACAGAAGCAUGGGGAUCUGGGUCUGUAGACACCCUAGUAAAUAAAUGUCAAAUCUGUCCGCGGCAGCCUCAGGAGGCAGCCAUGUGUGUCCCAGGAACCCCAGCCACACCUUGUUGUCCCUUGUGCCCCAAGCUUGGGGGCCUGGAGAAUCUGACUCCUGAUCUCAGCCCUGCCAUGGCCCAGGCUUGGGUGGGGUCUAAGGAGAGUGUGCACAGCACACCCCUGCUCCCUCGGGAUCUGCAGGGAGGGGCUGUGGCUGUGCAGGCCUGGCACUCAUGGCCUCAUCCCCCAGUCGCCCCGUGGUGUGGGCACUGCAAGGCGCUGGCCCCUGAAUACAGCAAGGCGGCUGCCUUGCUAGCAGCUGAGUCGGUCACGGCCACGCUAGCCAAGGUGGAUGGGCCUGCGGAGCAGGAGCUGACGGAGGAGUUUGGUGUGACAGGGUACCCCACGCUCAAGUUCUUCCGUGAUGGGAAUCGGACGCACCCCGAGGAAUACACAGGCCCCCGGGAGGCCAAGGGCAUCGUUGAGUGGCUAAAGCGGCGGGUGGGGUCCAGUGCCACCCGGCUGGAGGAUGAAGAGAGUGCACAGGCACUGAUGGACGCUGGGGACGUGGUUGUCAUCGGCUUCUUCCAGGACUUGGAGGAUGAGGAUGUGGCCACCUUCCUGGCCCUGGCCCGCGAUGCCCUGGACAUGACAUUUGGCUUCACUGACCAGCCAAAGCUGUUUCAGAAGUUUGGCCUCACCAAGGACACUGUGGUCCUCUUCAAGAAGUUCGAUGAAGGACGGGCCGAUUUCCCAGUGGACGAGGAGCUGGGUCUGGACCUGGGGGACCUGUCCCGCUUCCUCAUCACACACAGCAUGCUCCUGGUGACGGAGUUCAGCAACCAGACCUCCCGGAGGAUCUUCGGCGCCAGAAUCCUCAACCACCUGCUGCUGUUUGUCAACCAGACGCUGGCUUCACAUAGGGAGCUCCUGGAGGGCUUCCGGGAGGCGGCUCCCCCACUCAGGGGGCAGGUGCUGUUUGUGGUGGUGGAUGUGGAUGCCAGCAAUGACCACGUACUGCAGUACUUUGGUCUCAAGGCUGAGGAGGCCCCCACCCUGCGCUUGGUUAACAUUGAGACCACUAAGAAGUAUGCACCCCCUGGCGGGGGGCCUAUCACUUCAGCCUCUGUGGCAGCCUUCUGCCAGAUGGUCUUCAGUGGGAAACUCAAGGUGAGCUGGCUAGCGCCACAGGGUGGGGCAGGGAGGGCACAGCCACUCCUGGGGUCCUUCCCCACACAACACCAGAGCUCCUGGCCUGGCCCACAGCCCUACCUGCUAAGCCAAGAGGUCCCCCCUGACUGGGACCAGCGGCCCGUCAAGACCCUUGUGGGCAAGAAUUUUGAGCAGGUGGCUUUCGACGAAACCAAGAAUGUCUUUGUCAAGUUCUAUGCCCCAUGGUGCAGCCACUGCAAGGAGAUGGCCCCAGCCUGGGAGGCACUAGCUGAGAAGUACAGGGACCACGAAGACAUCAUCAUUGCCGAGCUGGACGCUACGGCUAAUGAGCUCGAGGCCUUCACUGUGUCUGGCUUCCCCAGGCUCCUGUACUUCCCCGCAGGGCGGGAUCGGAAGAUGAUGGAAUACAAGGGCAACAGGGACCUGGAGAGCUUUUCCAAGUUCCUGGACAGUGGGGGUGAGCUGCCAGCAGAGGCACCCACAGCCCCCUUCCAGGAGCCACUAGCCAAUUCCAGUGUGGGGCCCCGGGAGGAGCUGUAGCCACCACAUCACUGCCAACUGUAAGUGGCAGGUGAUCCUGGCUGGAGAAGCUGUGCUCCGUGAAUAAAGAGCUUUGCACCUGGA
Molecule: messenger RNA, 2331 nt
Organism: Ictidomys tridecemlineatus (thirteen-lined ground squirrel)
Lineage: Eukaryota; Metazoa; Chordata; Mammalia; Rodentia; Sciuridae
Gene: Pdia2
Product: protein disulfide isomerase family A member 2
Biological process (GO): response to endoplasmic reticulum stress; protein folding
Cellular component (GO): endoplasmic reticulum
Molecular function (GO): protein disulfide isomerase activity
Source: RefSeq, a predicted model, not a curated record